GCCUCCUGCCGUGCGUGUUACAUAACAUACGCGAAGCUCUUAAAAAUGAAUUUCUUCCUGAUUGGGCUGACGCUGAAGUACUUAUUGAGGAACCAAUACUUCCAAUUGAUGAAACGCCAGCACCAGACGCAGAGCUAAUCCGUGAUGCUUUAGCUGAAUAUUUCACCAGUUAG
Messenger RNA from Paramuricea clavata, 173 nucleotides. The record is from the annotation of a GenBank genome assembly. NCBI's taxonomy places the organism in Eukaryota, Metazoa, Cnidaria, Anthozoa, Malacalcyonacea, Plexauridae.